Letharia columbiana is the source of this 1179-nucleotide messenger RNA. RefSeq lists its product as uncharacterized. The coding region runs from base 1 to 1179 and encodes 392 amino acids. The transcript is spliced from 3 exons. NCBI's taxonomy places the organism in Eukaryota, Fungi, Ascomycota, Lecanoromycetes, Lecanorales, Parmeliaceae. The record is from RefSeq and is a predicted model, not a curated record.
AUGCCUAGCGUCAACGUUGCGACGCCAUCGUCGGUCCAAGGUAGAAAAACUGUUGUGUUCGCAACUCAGACAGACGGUGGCCAAUUGAUAACGGCAGUACCAAGCCCAACAGUCGAUAGCACUAGUCAAUUUUCUAUUGCUUCCGUCACGGUUGACAGCAGCCUUGCCCAAAAGGGUGACCUGAUCUUCGCAAUGCCACCCGGGGCCGUUGUUGCGCUAAGCCAGUUCGUGCAGACGUACGGCCGGUGCACUGUAACAAGGAAGCGAAGCUGCGACCCAUACGAGACUGCAGGAUACGUAGCUGGGCAGGCCGUACGACAGGUGAAGCCUGGAGGUGUCACGAAAGACCUGAUCACCAUGCCUACUGACAUCUCAUUCGGGGAUCUCAUUCAGCCGCUGGCGGCGCCGCUUCCGCAGGUGGUACUGUUCGGCAGGCAGGUCACCGCGUUGGCUGCGAACUCUGCCCUUCUCAACAUUGUGGCCGCCUUCCUUCUUCUAGCUGCCUACGCUGAGCUUACGACCACAGCACCCGAUCCUACCCGGUCGAUCAUCCCCGCCAGCGACUUCUCGACGUCUCAAAGGCCUCAACAAACAGGAUCAGAAUGUCCGCAGCACGUACCCAACUGCAGCAACUGUGGCGGAAACAGCAACAUCCAAUCAGACCCCUUACACACCAACGGGAACUGUGUCGGUAUCAAAACGACUAAGUAUAACAGCUUUGCUGCAGGCUGUGUCUGUGUGGACCCGAACGACCCGCCGGGGUUCCAGCCAUAUGAGAGCAGCGAAGCCAUCAGCGAAGCGCAAGCCUUCCUGGUCGCCAUGGCUGCCGACGGAACAGGAGACGCCAUUUCCACGAGUGGCUCUACCACGAUUCCUGCAUCAAGCUCCCCUUCCGCGACCCCGGCUAAAGCCUGCAACAACGGCGUAUCGUAUGGUGAACCAGAACCGUGCGAGGCGAAUUGUUCUGCCGGGACUUGCACGCGUGUUCUGGCGAAGGUCGGGAGAUGUAAAGGGUGCACACCUCCCCCCACAACUUACUACAAAUAUCCCUCAUCCCGCUCCAUCGAUCGAUCAAUCGCCGCCAUCAACAAGGCUCAUAUCCAACAACCAGACAUCGAAGCACGAGUCUCUAACGCAGUCAACGACCUUGCUCCAAGCUACCCUCCAAAGCCCAUAUAA